This is a messenger RNA of Silurus meridionalis, 1351 nucleotides long. RefSeq names its product serine/threonine-protein kinase pim-1-like. Gene Ontology annotation, cellular component: cytoplasm. Lineage: Eukaryota; Metazoa; Chordata; Actinopteri; Siluriformes; Siluridae. The record is from RefSeq and is a predicted model, not a curated record. Gene Ontology annotation, biological process: negative regulation of apoptotic process; regulation of mitotic cell cycle; protein autophosphorylation. Gene Ontology annotation, molecular function: ATP binding; protein serine/threonine kinase activity. The transcript is spliced from 10 exons. Bases 87 to 1349 code for a protein of 420 amino acids.
UCUCAGGAGUGUCUGCUCAGGGUUGCUGAACCUGAACACAAAAGGAGUCCUCAAUUUUCUGGAAGUUGUUCAAUAGGAAAGAGAAAAUGCCAGAAAACUCUCUAGUCCUCUUCAGGGAUUGCAAAAGUCUUCAGAAAAAGGGUUUCAAGCUUCAAGGUGAUCAGAAAAAAGAAGACUGGUGUCGUUAUCUAGCGAUGCUUUUAUGCUCUGUGUUGCCAAAUGCUGACCUCAGAAAAGUUAUCACUGGCAAGAGAGAUAAUAUUGCAGCCACCAAAGGACAGUUUUACACAGUGCGUCUUCGCCACAUGCUAGAAAGAAAGAAGUUUUGCGUGGAUCUUUCAAUUCUUCUGGAUUUAUGUUUAGAGCGAAACACAAAGAUUACACCUUCUCCAAAAAUGCUGAUUGCUCCAGAUGGAUACAGCAGCAGAGCGGUAGAGCACGAGGCGUUCGCCUUCCUGACGGAGAAGAUCACUUCACAGUACAUUAUUGGAGGAUUACUGGGGGAGGGAGGAGAUGGGCAGGUGUAUGCGGGAAUUUGCAAAGCGAAUAAUAGACCGGUUGCUGUUAAAUAUAUCCUUAGAGAUGACUACGGGGGAAAUAUGAAAAUUCCCGGCGAGAAACGACCGAUUCCUAGAGAGGUCGGAUUAAUGAAGAUGGUGUCCAGACCAAUUCGAAGUCAGUAUGUACUGGAGCUUCUGGAAUGGUUUGACACACGGAAAUACCAUAUCUUGAUCCUGGAGCAACCGAGCCCCUGCAUGAACCUUGAAGAAUUCUGUGAACUUCACGGCGGUAAACUGCCCGAACACCUGGCUCGAGGCAUCAUGCUGCAGGUGGUUCAGGCUGCUCGUCAUUGCUGUGACUGUGGAGUGUUCCACAACGACAUCAAGCCCAAAAACAUCCUCAUCAACACACAUACGCUGCAAGUUAAAUUAAUAGACUUUGGCAAUGGCUGUUUGCUUAGCAUCAACCACAUCAAAGUUUGGCCAGGCACUCCGGGAUACAUCCCCCCUGAGUGGUAUCAUGACAAACGGGUCUUGUGCCGUCCUGUUACCGUCUGGACUUUGGGCAUUGUCCUGUUUCAACUUGUCAGCGGAGACGUGCCCUUUCUGUCAAAGGAAGAAAUUAUGUCAGGACAACUGCGCUUAGAUCCUGGCCUGUCUAAAGACUGCCGCAAACUGAUAACAUGGUGCCUGGAGAAAAAUCCUUAUUCCCGGCCAGAUUUCAGGCAAAUCCUUAAGCACAGGUGGUUAAUGGCAGGGCAGAGCAACAUCUGGAGUUUUCCUGUCCUCGGGCAUCCCGUAGCACAUCUAAUACAAUUUAUUGACAGAUGCAGAAAAGUAGAUUUUUGAAA